ACGAGCAACUUUUCAACAGGUGAAGCUAUUGUAAAUGAGUUUGUUAAAGUUCGUUAUCCUACAACGAGUAUGCAUUUUGAGAGAAGUUCACGAUAGAAUGAUGUGUGUGAACAGUCAAUGUAAAUCCAAUUAACAACGUCAGGCAUCUAUUGUUUUGCUAGCGUACCUCUUUUAAUUAGAAAUUUAUAAUGUCUCAAACACAGACUACGAAUGCAAUAACUGCUCUGAGCAGAACUAUUUCUGAGCACGAACCUCCGAUGUGUUUGGUGGAUUCAUCCUCACCGACAAUGCCUUCUCAAGAUUUGGACUCCAAUGAAUAUACAGAAAAAGCUGUGAUACAUAUUCAACCACAGAACAAAAAUGGAACCAUAAGACGUCCUCCGCCAAUACCUAUCACGGGAUGGCAAAGUUUGGAUGUAAGAGAACUGAAUCCUAGAUGGGGCCUCCAGCUACUCUCCAAUAAGCAGCAAGUACUCAUUCAGCAGACUGUGGAAAUGGAUCCACUGCUAACAUCGAUCGAAUCGGAGAACCGGUAUGCAGUGAAGGUACCACAAGGAGAAACCUUAUUUGUGGGAGCAGAGAGCUCAGCCGGAUGGCAGAGAAUGCUGUGCGGUUCAUCGAGGGCUUUCACCAUGCAUCUCAUAGAUAUAACAAACCAGGAGGCACUCAUGAUGGUCAGGAGGCUGGCUCCAUCAGUCGGCUGUUUUGUGCAAAAGAUAGACGUUUACUUGCCGUCAGGAGUUUUUAUUGGUUGUAUUCGGCAGAAGCCAACUGUUUUGAUACCAUAUUUUACAAUUGAAAACUCGAGUGGCAAUAUACUUUUCACGAUGGAAGGACCUAAGUGUUGCUCAUGUACCAUGUACACGGAUGCUAAUUUCCAGAUAAAGGAAGUUAAUGCAAGCGAAGCAGUUGGAAGUAUAUUUCAUCGCUGGGAAAAUCUGGCUGGAAGUUAUGGAUUGCUUAUAACUUUUCCAGCGAGGAACACAGAUCCUAGAACCAAAGCUUUAAUAAUGGCUGCUGCAUUUUUAUUGGAAUACAUGUUCUUUGAAGCUCAGAAAAGACCAAAAUGCAGCUGCUUCAAAUGAAAAUAACGGACUAAAAUAGUGGGAAUAGUACUAAAAGGCGACUGAAUAAUUCAAGAGGAUGGAGUGCAGUAUCAAAUGAACCGCCAACCCGCUUUCCAAUUUUAUAAAUGAGUUAUUUCAUGUCGAGUUCAAGCUUUCACAGAAACAAAAAAUUGUUCACUAUAAGAGGAAUUUAAAAUGUGUUCGAUGAUCUGUCUCAAUGACCAAGGAAAAUAAACUAUUCGAUAUGUAAAAGAUUUAUAUAUUUUUAAAAAAUAUAAAAAAUUAUAACAAA
Messenger RNA from Nilaparvata lugens (brown planthopper), 1359 nucleotides. RefSeq names its product phospholipid scramblase 1-like. The transcript has 8 exons. Lineage: Eukaryota; Metazoa; Arthropoda; Insecta; Hemiptera; Delphacidae. The record is from RefSeq and is a predicted model, not a curated record. Gene Ontology annotation, biological process: plasma membrane phospholipid scrambling. Gene Ontology annotation, molecular function: phospholipid scramblase activity. Gene Ontology annotation, cellular component: plasma membrane. Bases 189 to 1085 code for a protein of 298 amino acids.